Molecule: messenger RNA, 390 nt
Organism: Penaeus vannamei (Pacific white shrimp)
Lineage: Eukaryota; Metazoa; Arthropoda; Malacostraca; Decapoda; Penaeidae
Source: RefSeq, a predicted model, not a curated record
AUGAAAAGCCAAGAAAAUUUCAAAACCCUCAAGCUGCUGAUGAGACUGCCGACAGCGCUAGAUAGCCUGCCGUCAGGGACUUCGCGAGACCUGCAAGAGAGCAUUCGCGACGUCUUGGGUCAAGGAGGCCUCCGCCAGGACUCAGGCGCGCGUGUGCACGAGGGAAAUGUUUAUUCAUCAGAUCAGCAUAAUGAGAACAGCUCUGAAAACCAGGCUCCCUCAGGGCUAACCUGUGCAGUCUGCAGGUCGACCUACAACGCGCACGAUCGUCGUCCGCUUAUCUUCUCCAGCUGCGGCCACACCUUCUGCGAGGAAUGCCUUAGGACGGAGAACCGCAAGAGUGUGUUCCAGUGCCCUUGCGGCAGGACCGCGACCAGUUCCGGACGCUGA